This is a messenger RNA of Oppia nitens, 1326 nucleotides long. RefSeq names its product potassium voltage-gated channel subfamily KQT member 2-like. Gene Ontology annotation, molecular function: voltage-gated potassium channel activity. NCBI's taxonomy places the organism in Eukaryota, Metazoa, Arthropoda, Arachnida, Sarcoptiformes, Oppiidae. Gene Ontology annotation, cellular component: membrane. The transcript is spliced from 3 exons. Bases 1 to 1326 code for a protein of 441 amino acids. The record is from RefSeq and is a predicted model, not a curated record. Gene Ontology annotation, biological process: potassium ion transport.
AUGUCCACUUCUGCACCAAAACCAGAGUCCAAAGAUAUCCCAUUUUCGGCUAAUGAUUGGUCAGAAAUAGAGAGACAGGAUUCGGUGCGAGUCAUACAAUUGGGUUCCCGACCGACCAUUUCAGUAAAUGAUAUGAGAGUCCAUACAAAGUGUUUCAAUAUAAAGAUCAGAAUAUUCUGUGCAUUGCAUCGACCUCUGGGUUAUGCAAAACUCUAUCACUAUGUCAUUGUAAUCGCAAUUUUAUUCAGUAUUAUUGUCUUAAAUUUGAUGGCACCUGAAGUGGAAAAAAAGAAUAUAUUCAUAAACAAAGGACCCACUUAUGUCAAAGUUAUCAUUGAUUUCAUUAUUGCUGUCAUUUUAAUAACUGAACAAUUUGUGAGAUUGUGGUCGUGUGACUGUAUUAUUAAAUACAAGGGUCUAAAAGGAAAGUUAUAUUAUGUGAAAGAUUAUCGGUUUUCCCGAUUAAUUGAUGUCUCGGGAAUCGUAAUAUUUUUGGUCUACAGUUACAAUAAAUUAUUUAUUCAGAGUCUUGGUUUAGACAGUGUAUUACGUCUCAUACAUUUGACACAACUCUUGCAAUUGCACCGCAUUUUAUAUCGUGUACUGAAGUUAAUGAUUGAGACAAUUAUAUCCCAAAGCCAACAGAUCUAUAUAGUGAUGAUCUUUGGGUGGAUAACAUUGACGUUCACAGCUUUUUGUAUAUAUUUGAUUGAAAGGGGAGUCAAUCGCAAAAUCGAUACCAUUUCCGAUAGUUUUUGGCUAACAUUUGUAACAUUUGCCACAAUUGGAUAUGGAGACUUAUCUCCGAUAACAGUAAUGGGAAAAUUGGUUAUACUUUUGUUGGGAUCAUUAGGUGUAGUGUUUUUUGCAUUGCCGUCCAAUAUAUUUGGUACGGGAUUGGCCCUCAAGAUUGAGGAAAACAAUAAUCGUUCGACAGUACUGUCCAUUCCAGCCGUUAAACUCCUGCAGUCUAUCAUCAGAUUUCAUACGUGUAACAAACGCUACGAUACAGACAUCAAUUGGACUCAAUAUAUGAAAUCAAAUGGUCAGCCAUUGACACCACAAGACAGAGCUUGCAUUAGAUUUUUGCGAUUAUUGAUGUAUUUAAAAGACAAAAACAGUUUUAAAAGAAUAAUUGGAUUACAAGACGACGUCUUAAAGGAACAAAACACUAAAGAGGUGUCCAAUCGGUUGAUACAUCUCGAGAAGUCUAUCAAUGUUCUCAACUAUCAAAUCAAUCAACAAAAACAAAUCGUUACAAAUAUCGACAAAUUAUUAAUUAAAAUAACAACAAAAAUUAAUUCAGACCAGAAAACAGACAAAUAA